CAGUCUGCACCAGCUCAAAAAUGGAAUUGCCUCUAAAUCAUUUUGUGAACAUCGAUUGAAUGAGGCGGCUGAGUCUCGAGGAUCGACAGUUAAUGGACAGUAUCACAUCCCAGACCUUCAGUCUAGACAAGCAAUUCAAGAACUUCAACUCAUGAAAAAUGGACCGGCAACUAAUGAAAACCGUCUCAAUGAUCGACUGAAGUGCGGGGAAUCCACAAUCAGUGACGACAACCACAGGGAAGAAUCUGAAUCAACAAUGGAUAAAUGCAAUGCCACAAAAUCUAGGCUCAAAAUGAAUGAAUAUGGUCUCAAUCAUGGAAUGAACGUCCAAAGGUCAACACUUGAGGACCAAUGCAAUCAAACAUUUUGUGAUCAAAUGAUUCAUGGAAAUACUCCUAUACCAGCAAUCGAGAAAUCCCAACGGGUGAGGUCACAGGGGUCAGCAGUGGAUGAAAAUCAGCAGAUUCAUAGGGUUAAAGAUAGACCAGUGGUGCAUGAUGGGGUGGUUGAAGAAAUGACAGAGUUGGUGAGAAGUGCAGGGCAAAAAGGGAUGUCACCAAGUUUUGGCAAAACAGCAGUGGAGGGGAUUUUGGAGGAGAAAUGGUUAGAGGAAGUAGAGGAUACAGCUAGGAGAAUAGCUCAGCCUCUUUGGCAGCAUAGCCACAGAGGAGAUGAAGUAUUAGUUCCCCUGGUGGCUUGUAUGACCAAUGACUUGAUUACAACUCCCAAAAGGUGUAGCCCUUUUGGGAGUGAAACACCCACAGUCCAUAUGAUUGAAGAAACAGACAUUGCAUAUGAUGGCAGAGCAUGGGAUUUCUAUUCCAACGUCAGAGCAACAAAAUGUAAAAGUAAUUCUCUUUCUGUCCGUAUGGGAGAUGAAAACUUAAUGCCGGAUUCCAGUGCUGACCACACAGACACUGAGAGCAGUGGAGCCAGUAUGGUAGUCGACAAUGUCCUGCCUUCGUCCAGCAUUAAUACCGAGGUCAAUUGCGCUCAACUGGAACACAACAGACAGAUGUUUACAGAUGCAGGCAUGACACUGGACAAGUACAGUUUGGACGAGACAAAACUUCCUGUUUGCACGAGUCGGCACAGCAUAAAUAUUGCACACACAGGCAUAUCAAUGCCUGCCCACAGAAGAGAAUCAACAGACAGCAUCACAGAGUCCAUCUGUAGGAGUCUAGAGUUUGAUACCAUUGAUUUUACAGGUAUAUCGUUGACAAUGGGUACAAAAGGAGCACCUGCCACAUCAGAAGCCGUCCCCGGUACCUAUUACAGUGUGUUAACAGAGAGAUUAAAUAGCACAGGUCAUUUCAGCAUCUCUUGGUCAACAAAAGACGUCUCACCUGUUAUAGACUGCACAGAAACAGACGGACACACCCUCACAGACGGAGCAGCGGGCAGUCUUGAUGUCUGUCAGGUUACUGGCAGAUCAACGGAUACAUCAGAGGACAGUCACUGUCUUUGUUUGGCAGCUGACACACAGUGCAGUAAAGACACUGGAUUAACCGACAGCAUAGACCAUCUACUUUCUCCCUGUACUGGAAAAGACACGUGCACAAACCCAUUAGACCAUACAUCCUACCCACACACACAGCAUUGGGUGACAACCGAUGACAUUCUAGACAACCUAGGCCUUUUUUCAAAGGAAUGUGAUAAGACAAGCUUUUGCCACACUGAUGCAACAUCACAGUCCGAUGAGAAUAAAGAGGAAAAGCAGGAGGAUGGGAGAGGCACAGAAUGGGGUGCCAUGUUGCAGGACAUAGAUUUGGACCUACCUCCUUCCCCUGAUUAUGGAGAUCUACCAGGUCCCAUGUUGCAGGGGGUAGAUAUGGACCUACCUCCCUCCCCUGAUUAUGGAGAUCUACCAGGUCCCAUGUUGCAGCGGGUAGAUUUGGACCUACUUCAUUCCCCUGACUAUGGAAACCUACCAGGUGCCGUGUUGCAGGAGAUAGGUUUGGACCAACCUCCUUCCCCUGACUAUGGAGAUCUACCAGAUUUAGAUGUCGAACAAUGCCUGCAAUACCUGAAUACCUUUACAGAUCAAGAUCUCUUUGACUUGGCAAGGUGGAAUUUUGAAGAAGAACAAGACAACAGUGUCACAGGUGAUGUUGAGGUGCCAACCGUACUGGCCAGCCCAGAUGACGUCCAACAGAGACAAACAGAUGAUACACCUAUCAGACGAAAGCGACGCAGAGUUGCCAGAUCAGAACAACGUACCGACGACAGCGCCCCGUCCCAAAAACGGCAGAAAGGAGCAGGUCAGAAAAAGAGCAGAUCUACACGGGCCGAGCCAGUCACCAAUAAAGGUGGUAACACAGUGGCAGAUCUUCACCCAGCAGGGAAGGAGGCCCCCUCCACUCCUCCACCCCAAAUCGUACAGCUGCCUCCCUCCAUCCAGUUCAUCACGGUCCACAACUCUCCAGGAUGUCACCUUGUCCCAACACUGAGGCUUUCUCCCCACCCGCUAAUCAGACUUCCACUGCCCAAUACACCGACCACACCUACAUACAUAUUGGUGCCUGCUCCCUCACCACCCUGCAAACGCCAAGUGCCACCCCUUUCCCCAGUUGGUGGUGCAGUAGCUCCAGCGGUCAUGGGUUCAUCUCCCCCAGGAUCUCUAUCAGACACUGCCAGCAAAGCCCUGUCUCCCCCCUUAGCCCCACCGCUCUCCCCCAAUACAGAGGCCUCCCCUUGUAAAGAAUCGCCUCGCCCUCAGUGUCAAUCCCCACCUGUCAUAGAUAUUCCACAGAGUGUGAAGGACUACAUUCAGCAAGCCAAAGCUCACAUGCUGCAGAGUCAGGAAAUGGAGGCAGACCUGAGUCUGACAUCUCAUUAUGUGGAUGUGCAGUUGGUCGAGAGAUCAAUCCUUCGCUGUGCUAAGAAUACAAACAAAUCCCUGGACAAGGAGCUGGCCAUUGUGGGAGAUGCAGAGCGGCAAAAAAGCUCCCUGGGGCGGAGUCAGAUCUUUGAGGGUCCAACCGAAGCCAAACCAAAACGUACUGUUCUGUUACUUGGCAAUGCCAGCAUGGGAAAGACCACUUUGAUCAAGAAGCUGUGUCAUGACUGGUCCAACGACUGUCUCCCCCAGUUUGACUUUGUCUUCUUAUUGGAUGGCAAAGCUCUCAGUCUAAAUGAGCCAACCUUUAGCCUUCAGACCCUCCUACUCGAGCUGUCGUCCUCGGCCCCUUACUGCCUGGACCCCAACUCUGUCUUCACUCAGGUCCUUGCGGCCCCAAAGCGCGUGCUAAUCAUCUUUGAUGGAUUUGAAGAGUUGAGGGACUAUGAAGUGUUACUCCAGACUCAGGAAAAAGACUUGGCAACAUCACUACUGAAGGACAGUAAGAAACAGAUCUACACAGUAAGACAGUUGUACUCUGCUAUCCUGCAGAGGGUUGUCCUUCCAGGCUGCACUCUUCUGAUCUCUACCCGACCAAGAGGCAAUGCCAGCCAGCUCCUACGGCGGUCGGACAGGCUUCUGGAGGUCUGUGGCUUCACCUCCACAGAUGUAGAGACCUAUGUGUCCCAGUACUUCACUGAUCCUGCCCUCAAAGCCUCAGCAAUGGACCGCCUGAAGAACAGCAGCUAUCUUCUCAGCCUCUGCUGGAACCCUGGACUGUGUCGUCUGGUUUGCUUGGUCAUAGAACAGUCCAAAGGUUCAGAUGACCUACCAAGAACAUUGACCGGACUCUGUCGUCAGGUGCUUUGGCUUAAAAUGGAAUGUGAGUGUAGGAGGGCACAAACAUGUGAUAAAGCUCAAGAGACAAACGGUCAAGAGGAACCCCAGACACAAAUGCCAGGCAGCACUCAUGCACAAAGGUGCCAUAAAAAUAGUCAGGCCAAAGUCAGAAGAAGGCUACGCACUCGUUUGCGUGCCCACACAGCAAAGGUGGCAGAGUUGAGAGAGGAAGAUGAAAUGGAUGGAGAGAAGAAUGAAGAGAGUGAAGUGGACAGAACACAGGAGAGAGAAUUAGUGUCCAAGCUCAGCUCUUUGGCCUGGGAAGGGGUGAAAGGCAACUCCUCCCUCCUUCCCACAGGACAAACAAUCCCUGCAAGACUUAGAGGGGUCGGCAUCAGGACAGGACUAUUCCACUCUCAUCGUAUGAGAAGGGUGAAGGGUGUCACAACUGGUGAAAGAGAUGGGGGAGGAAUAGAGGGCAGAGACGAGGAGGAAAGAGGGAUUGUGGGAAAAGGAGAAAGUGGAGAAUUUACGAGAAACAGAGAGAGGAUGGACAGCAAAGAUGAUGAGUUCAGUGGUGACCACAUCUUGUCAUGGGCCAACCCCUUUCUGCAGAGUUUCCUGGCAGGGGUCCACCUGUCUCUGUCAAGGACUGUAGCAGAACGCACUUUCCUGCCCCAGGUCCUGCCCUCCCCGUCAGGCCCGAGGGGGCGUCGCCGACCUCAAAGGGAGGAGCUUGAGCUCACUCAGCGAUUCGCCAUCGGCCUGCUAUUCCCCAGCCGGACACAGCUGCAGAGACACUUAGGCUCAGAUGUACUCUCCAAGGAUACAGUUCUCGCCAAGCGGGUCUCAGUAACACAACACCUAGAGGGGCAUUGCAAUGCCGACCUGAGCCCAGCCCAGAUACUGGAUGUGUGUCAUUAUGUUCACGAGGCUAGUGCCACAUGUGGCAACGGCAGUAGAGACAGUGGUGGCAUGCGAUUGGCCGGUCACCUUGCAAGAAAGCUCCCGGAGGUUCUGACAUUCCGUGGAGUUCCGCUUGGCCCGCCGGACGCAUUUGUGGUGCGGAAGGUUCUAGAACAGGCUGGAGCUGAAGGCAAAAGGUUUUGUUUGGGACUUGAGGACACUGGGAUACAGAUCGCUGGGCUCAGAGCAAUGAUGGAACUCUCCAACAUCAACACAUACAGGGCAUGCAUUGCUGAUGUCAUCAACCUGUGGGAGGAGCUAGGGCAAAGUGGGGAAGAGGGGCUUCUUGAAGGGGCGGUGUCCAAAUUCAAGAUCAACCCUUUGAAAGCCACUCAGGUCUGUCACAUAGAGCACCUGGCAAAGCUGGUCAGCAUACACAUGCAGAGAAGACUCUCGCACAGUUCCAGCCAAUCAGACUCCAUCCUUGCAGAGGGUGUGCCCGCAGUCAGAGAGCUACACAAAUUGGAGCUGGAGCUGGGACUGGAGAAUGGUCCCCUGGCUCUUCCAAAACUGUGGGAGCUUCUGCCAGGCCUACACAACCUACAGCACCUAGAUCUUGAGAAAAAUAAGAUAGGAGACAGAGGAGCAGAGCAGCUGGCUGAGGCUUUAGUUUCACUUCCUUCUCUGGAGGUACUAAGUCUGUCUCAGAACUGUAUAGGAGACCACGGGGUGCAGAGACUAGCACCCGCACUGAAGACCCUGCCCUCUCUGCACCGUCUAAGUCUCUACAGCAAUGCCAUUUCCGAUGGUGGAGCAGAGAGCCUUGCUGCUGUCCUGUCUCACAUGACCUCUCUCACCGACCUUGAUGUGAAGUUUAACAAGCUGACAGACGUUGGAGCGCAGAGCUUGGGAGCUAGUUUGAAAAACUGCCCAUGGAUGAAGAGUUUGAGGAUGUGGAACGAGUGUAUUCCAUACGGAGUUUUCGAGAGACUUCAGCAGCAGGACCACCGGAUCCUUUCACAGUAGAACAUUAGAGUAUCUCCAAACCUGUUUAAGCCACGGGACGAGGCUCUGAAGUUGUCUUAUGCACUCAUUCACCCCAUUAGUGUGUACACUACACAUUGCUAUAUAUAUCAGGUACUACAUUUUCUUAAGCUCUGGGUGUGUGCGUGUGCAGUUGAGAGGCAGUAACAGGAAGAAAGAGAGAUUGAGCCACUUUCAUGUAAUACUCCAAUCAAUGCAAUCAAGGGAACAAAUAUUUUUUUCAGCAGCGUUCAGUAUGCACAGUGUUAUAGGUUUUGUAUGGCAGCAAUAGAGAUCCCUGUAGCAGAUAUUUGCACUAUGACUUAUUUUUCUACUGUCUUUGUAUUGAUGUCGGCUUUUGUGUUACUGUAGGUCAGCUGUAGAUCUUACACUGUCUUGCUUCAUUCUUUGAGAGAAUGAUGGUGUGUUGCACUUGAACAUCUGUUGUUUACAUUGUUUUUAU
Molecule: messenger RNA, 6071 nt
Organism: Myripristis murdjan (pinecone soldierfish)
Lineage: Eukaryota; Metazoa; Chordata; Actinopteri; Holocentriformes; Holocentridae
Gene: ciita
Product: class II, major histocompatibility complex, transactivator
Exons: 25
Coding region: 152-5611 (1819 amino acids)
Biological process (GO): positive regulation of transcription by RNA polymerase II; positive regulation of MHC class I biosynthetic process; positive regulation of MHC class II biosynthetic process
Molecular function (GO): protein binding
Source: RefSeq, a predicted model, not a curated record